Hemibagrus wyckioides is the source of this 9004-nucleotide messenger RNA. It is a transcript of the gene syngap1a, whose product is annotated as synaptic Ras GTPase activating protein 1a. Gene Ontology annotation, biological process: regulation of GTPase activity. The transcript is spliced from 19 exons. NCBI's taxonomy places the organism in Eukaryota, Metazoa, Chordata, Actinopteri, Siluriformes, Bagridae. The coding region runs from base 1552 to 5370 and encodes 1272 amino acids. The record is from RefSeq and is a predicted model, not a curated record.
ACGACGGCUUUAACACGCGCGCUCGUGUUUCCAAGCCGCACCUCUGGAGCCGCGCGAGCGCAGCCGCCGCCGCCGCUGCAGCUGCUGUGCGUGUGGCUCCGCGCGCGCGCCUUUCUCGUACCCGUCAGUCGGUGGAGGUGAUGACGUGCCGGCGGUGCGCCCACUCACGCGUCAACGUAUUUUCGAGGCGAGAUCUCGCGGAUUUUAUCGCGACGGACGUUCGGCGAAGCUGUGCGCUGUCGGUGCGCGUUGGAGGCUGAGGACGCUGCGGUGCGCAUCUCUCGGUAAACAGCGGGGAGGAUGCUGCAGUCGGCACGCGGCUCUGCCCAGGGGACACGCGCGCCUCUUCUUCCUCCUUCCCUUUUCUUCAAUUGCUUUCGAUUCCGCCGCGCGCCUUUCCAAAAACUGAGCAUGCAAUUUCUUUAAAUACCGGUAUCCGCAAAAAUAACCGUUGCAGGAUGUGUACCGCGCGUUGCGCACCCAAUCCUAUUUUGUGCGUGUGGAGUGACUGGGACAAAAAUCUGUAACGUGAAAGUCAAACACAUGACCAACAUUCUGAAAUUUAAAUUCUUGAUUUGAUAUACUUGAACGUCUAUAAUCGGUUAUUGGAUACUAAAGCAGCAAAAAAAAAGGGGGGGGGGAAAGAUGAUAGCGUUCAGCUUGACAUCGAUACAGCACCUGGAGCCGAAAAGAAAAAGAAAAGUCACGGAUGCGCGAGCCGGAGGAGGGAGGUGUGUGUAUCUGAGUGUAAUAUCAGUGAUUGGACCUGCAGCCGGAACAGGGACAGAUAAAGGACAGAAAGACGGCUCUGCCUGAGAGAUCUUAACAUCAGCAUGUAUUGCACUGCAGCGGAUGAUUGUUGUUCAUUUUUAUGUACUGACUUUAUUUAUUUAUUUAUUUUUGACUUAAUUCGACUUAAUUUUGAGGUUAAGAUCUUUAGUUUAAAUGCUGCAUGAAAUAUUUACGCUUUGCUAAUAGUAGAUGAGAGCAAGCCUACUGAAUUGAAUGAAUAAUUUAUCAACUGCACUCACUUAUUUUAAUUGCUUAUGAUACUAGAACACAAGCACAGUAUAAACAGUGAACUACACCAGCUAGGCCUUCUCCAGAGCAACUACCUAAAAUUACCUCUCCACUCAGUCUUAACAUUUUGAGUAUAUUCAGAAAUAAUCUAAUCUAAAAGGGCACUAAGGCUGUACAGUGAAGAUCCUGCUGGACAUUUAUGAUGCCAAACCCCAGGAGGUUGUACUGACUUUGGUUUGGACUUUGGGUCAAGCCCAGCGCCACUGUCUUACCUGACCUGCGUAAAAGAUUCAUAGAACUGAAGGAAAGCAGUGAUGGAUGUCUUAAAAAGGGAGACUGUCUGGAAAGACUCGUUUACGCCUUGCUGAACUGCCACUUUGUUGACUUUUCCCUCUAAGCUCCACAGACUUGCACUCAAAUACAGAGACAGACGGACUAAGCUAAGAGAAGGCCUGCAAGACUGAAGCCUCCUCUUUCCUUGAGCACGCUCGUGCUCGCAGAAAGAGCUUUGCCACAGUGAGGCAGAGAAGCAUGGAAACUCCGCCCACUGCCCCUCCCCAGCAAUUCCGUCAGUCGAGUUUUCUUAGCCGCCGUCUGAAAAGCUCAAUUAAGCGAGCCAAAAGCCAGCCCAAACUUGAUCGCACCGGAAGCUUCCGCCACAUGAUUCUCCCACGAUUCCGCAGUGCUGACCAGGAAAGAACGCGUCUGAUGCAGAGCUUCAAGGAGUCUCAUUCCCACGAGUCUUUGCUGUCGCCGAGCAGCGCGGCCGAGGCGCUGGACCUCACGCUGGACGAGGAUGCCAUCAUCAAGCCCGUCCACUCCAGCAUCCUCGGCCAGGAGUACUGCUUUGAGGUAACAACAGCUUCAGGCACAAAGUGUUUCGCCUGUCGAUCGGCUGCUGAGCGGGACAAGUGGAUCGAGAACCUGCAGCGAGCUGUUAAACCCAACAAGGAUAACAGUCGACGGGUGGACAAUGUUCUUAAAUUGUGGAUUAUCGAGGCACGGGAUCUUCCACCUAAAAAGCGCUACUACUGCGAGUUGUGUCUGGAUGACAUGUUGUAUGCGCGCACCACCAGCAAGCCUCGAACAGACACAGUAUUCUGGGGUGAGCACUUUGAGUUCAACAACCUCCCUGCUAUCCGGAGCCUGCGCCUGCACCUCUACAAGGAGACGGACAAGAAGCGACGCAAGGAGAAAAGCACAUAUCUUGGCUUGGUCAGCAUUCCCAUCUCGAGCAUCACAGGCCGUCAGUUUGUGGAGCAAUGGUACCCAGUCAUUCAGCCCAGUGUCCUUGCAAAGGGUGGUGGUGUGGGUAGUGGAAAGGUCAUUAAUGCUUCACUGAGGCUCAAAUCACGCUACCAGACUAUGAGUAUCCUGCCCAUGGAGCUGUAUAAGGAGUUUGCAGAGUAUGUGACGAAUAAUUACCGCACUCUUUGUGCUGUCUUGGAGCCUCUCUUGAGUGUGAAGAGCAAGGAGGAAGUGGCCUGUGCCCUGGUGCACAUCCUACAGAGCACCGGCAAGGCCAAGGAUUUUCUGUCUGACAUGGCGUUGAGUGAGGUAGAUCGCUUCAUAGACAGAGAACAUCUGAUCUUCAGGGAGAACACACUGGCGACCAAAGCCAUAGAGGAAUACCUCAAACUUGUUGGACAUCGCUACCUUAAAGACACUAUUGGUGAGUUUAUUCGUGCACUGUAUGAGUCAGAGGAAAAUUGUGAGGUGGACCCCAUGCGAACCCCACCUUCCAUGCUUCCAGACCACCAGGCCAACCUACGCAUGUGCUGUGAACUUGCGCUUUGCAAGAUCAUCAACUCCCAUUGUGUUUUUCCCCGGGAGCUGAAGGAAGUAUUUGCAUCGUGGCGUGUGCGUUGUGCUGAAAGAGGUCGUGAGGAUAUUGCAGACCGGCUCAUCAGUUCCUCGCUAUUCCUGCGCUUCCUGUGCCCAGCCAUCAUGUCUCCAUCACUGUUCAACUUGACGCAGGAGUACCCAUCUGAGCGCACAUCCCGAACCCUCACGCUCAUCGCCAAGGUGGUGCAGAGCCUGGCCAGCUUCUCCAAGUUUAGUGGUAAAGAGGAUCAUAUGAUGUUUAUGAAUGAGUUCCUGGAGAUGGAGUGGGGAUCCAUGCAGCAGUUCCUCUAUGAGAUCAGUAAUGUGGACUGUGGUAGUAAUGCGGGGGCGUUUGAGGGUUACAUCGACCUCGGCCGAGAGCUCUCUAUCCUACACAGCCUGCUCUGGGAAGUCAUGGCCCAACUGAGCAAGGAUGCUAUCCUGAAGCUAGGGCCCUUGCCACGCUUGCUAAACGAUAUCAGUGUGGCUCUAAGGAACCCACAGCUACACCGGCAGGCAAGUCACCAGCCACCUGAACGCCACCUCGCACGACCGCCCUACAGCCGUCCAGCCACUAAUGACUUCCAGAGCCUGAUGAUGAGGGAGCAGAACAGUUCUAUAGAUAUAUCUCGUCUACCAUCUCCUACCUCCGGAGGCGGAGCUCUCUCUCACCCAGGCAUGGCUGGCUUUGAAAGAGAUCACCGUGGCAACAAAGAAGUGUUCUAUGUGGCACGCCCACCCUUAGCCCGCUCAAGUCCUGCCUACUGCACCAGCAGCUCUGACAUCACUGAGCCAGACCCCAAGGUCCUAAGUGUGAAUAAGAGUGUAUCUAUGAUGGACCUGCAGGACUCGCGCAUCAACAGUGUUUCCAACCUGCACUCUGUUAACGACAUGCUGAACUCGUCACAGGGCUCCAUCGCUGGACUGGGCAGUUUUGGAGGCGCUCCUCUGCGACUCGGGGGCAUGAGGUUCAGCCAUUCAGGCGGCCUGGCCUCGGACUCGCUCUCUCAGCAGCAGCAGCAUGCGGCAGCUGCCAUGCACGUGCCGCUCUCCUUCCAGAACCCGCUGUUCCACUUGGCUUCAGAUGGGCCUCAGUACCAUGGCCCACCCCAUGCCUCACACGCCCCACCGCUCCUACUCGCCCCAGAGCCCGAGAAUGGGCAUGCAGGCUUCGGGGUGCCAGCUUUCGGCCAUGGCGGGUUCUCUCGCAGUGAAGAUCUCUCAGCCUUGCGCACACAGAACAGCCUGGUGCAGCCUAGCAUUGUCCACUCACACAGCUACAGUGACGACUACACCCGCCACAACCAGGCUGACUACGCACGCCGACAGCUAUCACUGCAGGUGCAGGAGAAUCUCCAUCAGCAGGUAUUAAUGGGCAUGGCCCCUCAGACUGCUACCGGCACCGGAACACCCGCCUCAGUCGCAACGCCCCCGGCCACCAUGCAUCCUGUCCGUCAGGCUUCUAUGGCUCCUCCUCCUACACAGCGCAUAAAGCCUCAGCCUUCCCACCAGCUGUCAGUCAGCUCAGCUGCUAAUUCAACCCCACCCAAAGUCAGGCCCCAGAGCGGAAACCUCCUUCAGUCACCUGAGUCCAGCUUUGGAGCAAGGCCGAUGCCACGGCAGCAGCUGUCAGUUAAGGACAGCCCCGCCCCUGGUCUCCCUCACCAAUCCAGCACAGCCAGUGAUAACCAGCCGCAACAGGGGGGCACUAAUGAGAACACAGAGAAUGCACAGAGCGAUACUCCGGCUAAAACUGCUCCACAAACCAACCAACAGCACCUACUAAAACCAACUACUAACAAGCAGGGCUCUAAGUCUCCCUCCACACUGAACCCUCCGACCCCUGCAUCUGAGCGGACAGUCGCCUGGGUGUCCAACAUGCCACACCUGUCAGCUGACAUCGAGAGCUUGCGCGUGGACAGAGAGGACCUGAAACUGAAGGAGCACUCUAAGAGCAUGGACGAGUCUCGGCUGGACCGGGUGCGUGAGUAUGAGGAGGAGAUCCACUCCCUGAAGGAACGGCUGAUGAUGUCCCACCGUAAGCUGGAGGAGUAUGAACGCAGGCUGCACUCUCAAGAGCAGCAGACCAACAAGAUCCUGCUACAGUACCAGAGCCGUCUGGACGACAGCGAGAGGAGACUGAGGCAGCAGCAGCUGGAGAAAGACUCGCAGAUCAAAGGCAUCAUCAACAGGCUGAUGGCGGUGGAGGAUGAGUUGAGAGGCAGUGGCGUUUCUGACCUCAAAUCCCGAAUAUUUACAGGAGAGGAUGAUCCAUAUUCCUCUCUGGGUUCCGUUGAGCAAAGCAUGGUGCCAGGAGGGGAGGGGGUUCUCCCGCUGAACCCCAUGUCGGCUCUCUCCUCCACCACCAGCUCCCCUUGGAAUGGAGCUCUCCCUCCCCUGCCCCCACACCUGCACAUCAGCCAGAACGGUGAUCUUCGUGGCAAUACCGGCUUCCCGGGUGCAGCCAUCGCUACAGCAGCCGGGGCCGCGGCCUGCUGGGCCAUGCAGGGAGGGAGACUGGGCUAGUCAUGUGGCCUUUUGAACACUGCGAGAGCUUUGUGCUGUGCAAAUACAUGCGCAUUGUUGCUAGCCAAAAUAUUAUCCUCACAUUCCAGCAUGAGUCUGUGGCUGAAGAACCUGUAGUCAGCUUAACAGCCAUCUGUCCAUUUUUUUUCCCGCUUUUAUCUGUCCAUUAAAGAGAACAUCAGCCAAAAUUGCUAAUAAAAUACAAGAAAAUACAUGAAAUGUUUUAGCAAUUUUAGCUGUGUUAUCUGCUAAAAGAGCUUUUUUUUAAGAACGCUAGCUAGGUUUCUUUUUUUAGGGUCGGUCAGAGCUCUAAAGUUCUUUUAAGAUGCUUUUGGCUUAAGCAUAUGGUAUUUAGACAUUUUUUAAAAUAUAUAUAUAUAUAUAUAUAUAUAUAUAUAUAUAUAUAUAUAUAAGUAUUUAGCUUAUUAUUAGUUUAUUUGAAUGUUUCUUUAGAAGUAUGACUCAUAACUGGGUACAAAAUGCCUAAAGCAUAUAUUAAUGAGAUACUAUUUUUAAUGUCACAAGGGCUGUGAAAACAAAAGUGUGAAGAUGUGUUUACAUUUCCAUGAACUGCAGAACUAAUUUCUAUAUCCAUGACAUGGAGAUUUGCUGUUAUCGGUUCUAGAAAGAUUUUCAAGAGGUGGAUAAAUUCCCACUGAGAUAUGAGUUGAGAUAUGAGUUGAGUCAUUACAUCUUUCUUUAUUUUGUCAAUCUGAAGCGUUCAUGAGUGUCUUUAUAUGACUGCCAUCUAUCACUCAUAUCAUUCCCAUGCCAUUUGCUAUCGUAAAGUGUGUGUAGCUUAUCCGAAUGUGUUGUCCAGUAUGUGGAUGAUAUAUUCAUUAUUAGAGAAUGAUGUGAAUGUUAUGACAGAGGCUUUAUACAUGUGAUCCAAGAAACCAGGACAAUUAACCUGUCAAUCAAAGGCUAAGUGGACUGUCAAUGGACACUAAGCCACAUGCUGCCCUCCUGCGCUCACUUUGUUUUUCUCUCCCUCAGCCGAUCUAUGGUGGGCACACCGGAACAUGAUUGGACCACAGCAGCGCGAAAGGAUAUGUGACUGGACCCACGCCAGUCCAGGACCCUCUCUUGUUUCUGAAUGGUUGAGAGAGGAGAGAGAAAGAGGAAGAGCCUGAGAAAAAAUAAAUAAAUAAAAAACCAUCGCUCUGACACAUCAAACCCCAAAAAGCACACGUACACAGGAGCACAUUCUGUAUGUCUCUCUACUUCUUUCUCUCCCUCUCUUUUCCUCCCUGAGCCAAUAUAAUGACAAUCAUCUCUUUUUUAUGUAGUGAAUUGACAAAUUAGCUACUCGGUGCUGUUUAUUCUAUUAUUUAUUCGGCCAUUAUUACAUUAGGAUCUUUGCUUCAAAUUAAAGCUACGAACAGAGGGACUUGCUUCAUGUAUACUCUUUUUUGGUUUUGUUUUUUUCCUUUCGCCCAUAGUACACCUCAGACUUUCUCUCUACGUCUUUCCCUCUCUCAGCAGGCGUGUUUGUUGUUUUCAGCAUGAUAGCUGCAGAGGGGUUGUGCUGGUCUUUGUGUGUAUGUGCAGUUAUGGUGUGUAUUACCAACUCCAUAACCCACAAGCCUCCAAGCUCUAAUAAUGACUCUUCAUUUUUGUUCUUGUAAUUUUUUUCCUAUAAUGAGCCUUUUCAAUCUUUUUAUGGAGGUGUGGUCUUUUCUGAGCCAAUCAGAUGUUGCCAUACUACUCAGAAAGCCCUUCCUGUGCCGCGCAAUGGGCGGCACCUCUUCUCUGUGCCUAAAGAGCUCUAUACAAAACAGGGGAAAUGGGAAAAAAAAAAAAAGAAAAACAAACAAACAAAAAAAAAAUUCAUCGAACCGGAGUGAACAGGACACUCCUUUUUUUCUUUUUUUUUUUUCUUUUUUUUUUUUGUCAAGCUGUGGAGUUUGAAAGAGAAUGAUGUUUGAUUAAUAUUGUCUCCGUUUGGACUUUUGCUGCUUUAAGGACUUUUAAGGAUCAGCAUCCCUUCAUCUCAUCCGGUCGAUGGGACAGAAAACGACGCGAGCGAAGCUACAGCGCCACUGUGCGUGUGCGAGUCUAAGAGCAGAAACAACCUGCUUUGAGCGAGCGAGACGGUGUGUAGCUUCAGUGUACGUGUGAACGACGGGACGUAUUCUGCGUACGAGGUGCUUCUGAGCAUCGAUGCAAAUGGAUUUGUCUUUUCCUUUGUGAGCGUGUGCAUGCAUGUGCGUGUGAACUAGAGAACUGAGGAAUAGGAAUGAGAGCAGAUGGAGAACACCGAGGAUGACCAUGGUUUCAUCAGCUAACGGCAGGGACCCGCCUUGAGAGGAAACUGCAGUAGAGACGAAAAAUCUAUAUGAUCUAGUAUUUAUAAAGUCUAGCUUUAGUAUUUAUAAUUCUAGACCUAUAGCCCAUCUUUAUUCUAUUAGACUUUAUUUAAGCACAAAUAUACCCAUUACCAAUGUACUAUAUUGUGGUAAUGUACUAUACUACUCUCCUAAAGCAUGGAGACACACACAUACACACACACACACACAUACACAACGAUCAUAGAAGGAAGUAGUAGCAUCAUACCUCAUUCGGUCCUACUGUUAUCUUCUUUCCAUUAGGCGUACAGCAUCGAUCAAUCAAUCCAACACUUCUGUUCGGUUCUCCUCGCCGUCCGAUUGGAGUUUUUUCAGAGAUCGGUAGCUGAUUUCUUUUGCUUGUGAGCUUCAGUUGGAUUUGAUGUACAUAAGAGCUGAGGAUUCAAGACCUGUUGAUUUCUACAGUUUUAUUCAUUUUACCAAGUCCUACUGUUUUUUUCUGAUUCUUCCUUGAUGUUCGAUAGAUGAUUACACACAUAUACACCAUUAGUUGGUUUUGCUGGUAGGUUUUUAGUCACUUGCUUUUUAAUUUAUUCUGAUUCUUCUUCUUCUUACUAUUAUUUUUCUGUGGUGGUUGAAAGUAUUGAUAACUUAUUAUGUCUGCACUUCAGAUAUUAUUUAUUUUUGAGAAAAAGAAAAAAAAAAAUUGAAUCGUGCCCCGUGCCUAAAUGUUCUGGUUCUGAAACCGGUUAGAAAUAUGGCUCUGCUUGUUGGCCACUGCGGAUCAGAACCAGUUAUGAGAGAAAGAUUAAGCAGAACCUUACGAUACUCGUCACCUUUUGUGUAUAAAAGUCCUCCUGAGAAAGAUUGUGCUGGUGAAACGUUUUCUCCCAUCGUGUAGCGCUAUAUUUGUUUUUUAGAGUCAUGAGAUUUUCUAUCUAAUCUUCAGAACGAAACACCCAGUGCGGGUCUACUCCUACCCUUAAACUUAGCCAUAGACAUGGACAAGCCAUACACACCCUGUCCUUCUUACGGGCUUUAGGAGCGUAGGAAUGUAUAUAUUUCUAUAGAACCACAGAAACACGUACCGGCGAAGGAAAGGCUCAGUGUUUAACCGUGUGGGAAACCUCAGCAUAUGGAGAAAUGUUGUGAAUGUUAAUAUUGUUAAGAAGACAAUUAUUCUAUUCAAAUAUGACUAUUAUUGUAAUUAUCAUUGCUUUCAUUUUCUUGAUGAUAUGAUUAUUGAUUGAUCAGAAAUUUCUUUCAUUUUGUGAAUAUGAGUUUACUAUUAUUCCAGAAGUUUAAAUAAUUGGACAAAUUAAUAAAUAGAUAUAUGCUAACCUUUA